Molecule: messenger RNA, 1334 nt
Organism: Xyrauchen texanus (razorback sucker)
Lineage: Eukaryota; Metazoa; Chordata; Actinopteri; Cypriniformes; Catostomidae
Product: N-lysine methyltransferase KMT5A-A-like
Exons: 5
Coding region: 145-777 (210 amino acids)
Molecular function (GO): protein binding
Source: RefSeq, a predicted model, not a curated record
UAUGAAUGUGUGUCAUUGCGAGUUUAACACGUGACAAACCUCGUUUUCCCGGGAAUUCAGACACGUGACAAUGACGUCUAAUGGAGCGAAGACAGUUUUUCCCGCGAACGACAACACUGAACACGCUCAUUAAGGAAGAAAAGCAUGCUGGCUAUCCGUAAAAGACGUAGAAGACCUCAGCAGGAUGCUGAAGAUAACAUCAUAUUUGAAACUGAAAAGCCUGGUCUUCAAGAGCAGUACAUCAGCAAAUAUAAAGGCCGUGGCGUUUUCACCACUGAAUCUUUCUGCAGAGGAGACUUUGUUCUUGAAUACAGAGGUGAACUUCUGAGUUCAAAGGAGAGUCUUGAACGAACUAAAAACUACACUGAAACUGAGAGCACAUUCUUGUUUGAUUUUCAGUGGCAUGGAAAAUAUUGGUGUAUGGAUGCAUCCAAGGAAGACAAGUCCCUGGGAAGACUUGUCAACGAUGAGCACAAAAAUCCAACUUGCAAAAUGAGAACUGUUGAAGUGAAGAAAAAGCCUCAUCUUUGUCUAUUUGCUGUACGAGACAUUUUACCAGGUGAAGAAAUCACUUACAACUAUGGCGACUCGGACUGGCCGUGGAGAGCCAAGUCUUUAAAUGAACCGUCAACAGAAUCCAGUGAUGUAAAAUCAGUCAGCAGUUUGGGCCCACAGAAAUCGGUAAGUACAGUUAAUUCUGCUUCACUCCUUGUAAUGACAAAAUGGGUAAUUUUGAAGCUUAGAGGCCGGAUUUUACAAUGCAUUAAAACAAUAUAACUAACUCUUAAAGGAGUAGUUUACCCUAAAAUAACAAUUCUUUCAUUAUAUUCAUGCCAUCACAGAUGAAUAUGACUUUCUUUCUUCAGCAGAACACAAAUAAAGAUUUUUAGAAGAAUAUCUCAGCUCUGUAGGUCCGUACAAUGCAAGUCAACAGGUACCAAAUUUUGAUAGUCCCAAUGUAAUCGACACAACUGCAGUCCGGCCAUUAAUGUCUUCCCAAGCUAAAUUAAUGAUGUUUAUAAGAAAAUAACAGAAUUAAAAAGUUAUGAUAAUCUUCACUUCUGGUCACAUUCUUCCCUUCCACGACGCUUAAUGUAAGUGUUAACAAGUCAAGUGAGAAGUGAUACAAAAUUUCUUUGACUUGUCCUCACUUUUCCCUCAACUAUACCAGAGCAGUGCUUACCAAAAAUAAAACAACUUCGUUAAAUUAACAAAACAUACAUCUUACCUUUUGGCUCACCUCAGUGAUGCUUAAAUGUCUUUAGGUGCCACAGUUUUUAACAUUGACAAUGUAUAUUUUACUCUUGGCUUAAGCUAAAUACCUCUUUUAUAUC